GUUGCUGAUUAAAUUGCCAGAGCUGAACUACCAGAUCAGAGUAAAAGCAACUAUUGACAAGAAUGUUUCAACCGUAAGUAAUCGUAGAUUCGUUCUGUGUGGAACACAUGUGAAAGCAAUGAACAUGGAUGAAUCUGCAAACGGAAGCCUAUCAGUUGAAUUUCGACAUUUGCAACCCAAAGAAAUGAAAUCAAGUGCUGGAAGCAAAGGAAAUGAGGGCCCUCAUAUGGUGACCGAGGAACUACACUCCAUCAGCUUUGAAACACAGGUCUGCCUGUAUGGAUUGACUAUAAAUUUGGAAACCAGCUCUUUGCCUGUGGUGAUGAUUUCCAAUGUCAGCCAACUACCCAACGCGUGGGCUUCUAUUAUUUGGUACAAUCUGUCAACCAACGAUCCUCAGAAUUUGUCUUUCUUCAACAAUCCCCCUGCUGCCACUUUAAGUCAGCUCUUAGAAGUACUGAGCUGGCAAUUUUCAUCGUAUGUCGGUCGUGGACUCAAUUCUGAGCAGCUCAACAUGCUGGCAGAGAAACUUAUGGGACAACAAGUCAGUUACAACGAUUAUCAGCUAUCCUGGGCAAAGUUCUGCAAGGAACAUUUGCCUGGGAAGUCUUUUACCUUUUGGGUUUGGCUUGAAGCCAUCCUGGACUUAAUUAAAAAACACAUUCUUCCUCUUUGGAUUGAUGGGUACGUAAUGGGAUUUGUAAGCAAAGAGAAGGAACGAAUUUUGCUCAAAGACAAGACACCAGGAACAUUUUUAUUAAGGUUUAGUGAAAGCAAUCUGGGUGGAAUUACCUUUACUUGGGUGGAUCAGUUAGAAAAUGGAGACAUAACCUUUCAUUCGGUGGAACCCUAUAACAAAGGUCGCUUAUCUGCACUGCCUUUUGCCGACAUACUGCGCGAUUACAAAGUUAUUAUGGCAGACAACGUUCCUGAAAACCCUCUGAAGUAUCUGUAUCCAGACAUUCCCAAAGAUAAGGCCUUUGGCAAACACUACAGCUGUCAGCCAAAUGAAGUCUCAAAGCCCUCAGAUGGAGGAGGCAAAGGUUACGUUCCUUCUGUAUUUAUCCCAGUCUCCAAAAUCUUAAAUGAUUCUACAGAUCCACAUUCUCCAUCAGAUCUUCUUCCAAUGUCUCCAAGCGUUUAUGCUGUGUUGAGAGAACACCUGAGUCCCACAGUGAUUGAAACUGCCCUGAGUUCUCCUUACUCAACUGACUGA
Leptosomus discolor (cuckoo roller) is the source of this 1216-nucleotide messenger RNA. NCBI's taxonomy places the organism in Eukaryota, Metazoa, Chordata, Aves, Leptosomiformes, Leptosomidae. The record is from RefSeq and is a predicted model, not a curated record.